Erythranthe guttata (spotted monkey flower) is the source of this 1551-nucleotide messenger RNA. Lineage: Eukaryota; Viridiplantae; Streptophyta; Magnoliopsida; Lamiales; Phrymaceae. The record is from RefSeq and is a predicted model, not a curated record.
GUAAAAGAAAGAGAUGUCUAGGGACAGUUGGGAGAGGUUAGUCACGGCGGUGGUGCGGCGGCAGCAGAUUUGGGAACUGUGCCAUGCCGAUUCUAGGUCUCCAAGCAUCAGCUCCAUUUCAUCCGAUGAUGAAGAUGAUUGUAAUCCGCUGUCUGUCUCUCAAGGCACAAGUAGCAGGCGCUUGUCUUUCGAAUCGCCGGAUUUAAAGAGAUUCGUAUUGAACGACCUCAGAGAAGCUACUAGAAACUUCCGCCCGGAGAGCGUGUUGGGCGAAGGUGGCUUCGGCUGCGUCUUCAAAGGGUGGAUCGACGAACGUACAUUUAAAGCUACUAAACCGGGGACCGGAGCAGUUAUUGCUAUAAAAAGAUUGAACCAAAAAGUUCCCGAAAGUCACAGUGAAUGGUUGACACGGAUCAAUUUUCUGGGACAGCUAUACCAUCCGAAUCUGGUGAAGCUGAUUGGUUAUUGCCUAGAGGAUGACCGUAGGUUUUUGGUUUACGAGUUCAUGUCACGAGGAAGCUUGGACGACCAUCUAUACAGGAGGAUGGUCCAUCUCCAGCCGUUGCCUUGGAACCUACGUAUGAAGAUCGCGCUUGGUGCAGCUAAGGGACUCGCAUAUCUGCACAGCGCAGAAACCAAAGUCGUUUAUCGGGAUUUCGAAUCCUCCAACAUCUUGCUUGACGGAAACUACAAUGCGAAGCUGUCUGAUUUUGGAUUGGCUACAAGAGCUAUGGGUAGUUUUGGCUAUGCUGCUCCCGAGUAUAUGGGCAUAGGCCAUGUCACAUCAAGAAGCGACGUGUACAGUUUCGGGGUUGUGCUUCUCCAGAUAUUGACGGGCCGAAGGGUGCUGGAUAAGAACCUUCCGCAGGGGGAACAUAAGCUUGUAGAAUGGGCCGGGCCUUUCUUGGCGAGCAAGCGUAAAUUACUUCGAGUAAUUGAUCCCCGUAUACAAGGUCAAUACUCGUCUAUGGCAGCAGUCGAAGCAGCAACUCUUGCUUCAAAGUGCUUAGCUUUAGAGCCCAAGUACAGGCCCACUAUGCCUGAAGUUGUUAAAGCAUUAGAGCAACUUCAAGAAACGAGCAUUCUUACGUAGGAAACUUGCGCAGAAACGGUGUUGCUUAUCCGAGGCCUCCUCCUUCGCCUGUUAAUGUAUUUAUAACUUUAAGAGUCCACACUUUUAGAACCUGUGUGUGUGCAGUGACUCUUUGGCUUUCUAGCAACUCCAGUGAUGAGUUUUGGUUGCUAAUUUAGAGGAACAGAAAUAAAUGGAAAUAUUGCCAAAUAUUGCCUGAGGCAUCCAAUCUUCACGGGCCUUAUUUAAUUUAUAGCUUCAGCUGGGCCACUUGGGCUAAUGACCCAAUGGGUCAAAUUUAGAAUAAUCAAUAAGUCAAUAACAAUUGGGAGUAGUACUAGUGUACUAGGGUUGUACAUGGGUCGGGUAAGGCAGUUAUCGGCCAAUUACCCGACCAGUCGAUUUUGCUGAAUAUUAAAAAGUAAAAACCAUUGCCAACCAAUAUUACGGGUCGGAUAAUGGUUGGCAACCGAUUUUGU